AUGUAACGUUGUAAGCCUCGCAUUUCGAAAUCAGUAGUAUAAUCCACAGACGGGUUUGUGCUUUCGUGUCUAUUUUAAUUUAGGGCUAAACUUUUGCAAUGCUGAGGAUAAUAUUAUCAAUAGCACUAGCAGUGUUAAUAUGGUUUCGAUUUUUAAAACCCAUGAAUCAUUUCACUAAAAUGGGAGUCAAACAAACGAAACCGUGGCCCAUUCUUGGAGACAUAUGGAGAAAUCUGUUUCAGCAAAUGCACUCCCUUGAAAGUGUUGAAUUCUACUACAAAAUGUUUCCAGGUGCCCGGUAUUCUGGUUUUUAUCAGUUUAAUAUACCCGCUCUAAUUAUUAAGGAUUCCGAGCUACUUAAACAGAUUACUGUCAGAGAUUUCGACCACUUUACUGAUCAUCGAACAUUUGUAGAUGCUGACGUGGAUCCAUUAUGGGCUGGAAACCUAUUUGCUUUGACAGGUCAUACAUGGAAAGAGAUGAGAGCUACUCUGAGCGGUUCCUUUACGAGCAGCAAAAUGAAAAAUAUGGUCCAUUACAUGAACGGGGCGGCUGAAAAUUUUGUUCAGUUCUUUUUAAACAAAAAUGAAAAACUUAUUGAAAUAGACAUGAAAGAUGCGUUUACGAGAUUUACAAACGAUGUAAUUUCCACAACAACUUUUGGGAUCGAAGUGGAUUCUCUCAAAUCUCCAAACAAUGCUAUCUAUUUAAUGGCAAAGCGAAGCACAGAUUAUUCUUCUUUGUACAGACGUUUGCGAUUUUUCGCAAUGCUGAUGAUGCCUAAAUUGACCAGGUUGCUGAACGUUGGUCUAUUUGAGAAAGACCUAUCAUCGUUUUUCUUUAAAACUAUUAAAGAUACCAUUCACGUUCGAGAAGAAAAAGGAAUCGUUAGACAGGACAUGUUAAAUUUAUUAUUAGAAGCAAGAAAGGGAAUUCUAUAUGAAAAUUCUGAUGCUCUUAUGGAAACAGGUUUUGCUACUGUCAAAGAAUAUACACAGUCUGGUAAAGGCCGACAGAAGACAACUUAUUUAACAGAUGAUGAUAUAGCUUCCCAAGCAAUGAUUUUCUUCUUUGCCGGGUUUGAUUCUGUUGCAAUUGUUAUGUGUUUUGGUUCAUAUGAACUGGCAGUUAACAAGGAAAUACAGAAUAAACUGAGAAGUGAAGUUGUUGAAUCACGCAGGUUAAAUGGCGGAAAAGUAACCUAUGAAUCUUUGCUGAAAAUGAACUAUAUGGAUCAGGUUAUAUCCGAGGUUUUACGAAAGUGGCCUCCUAUACCAACAGCGGACAGAGUUGCUACGCAACCCUACACUAUUGAACCAGUGAAUGCCGAUGAAAAGCCAGUCAAUUUAAAAAUUGGCGAUGUAAUUUCGAUUCCAAUAUUUGGAUAUCAUAGAGAUCCGAAAAAUUUCGAAAAUCCCACAAAAUUCGACCCGGAAAGAUUUUCAGAUGAAAAUAAAAGCAAAAUCAAACCGUACACAUAUAUGCCUUUCGGUCUUGGUCCUAGAAACUGUAUUGGCUCAAGAUUUGCCCUUUUAGAAAUUAAGGCUUUAUUCUAUCACUUGCUGUUAAACUUUGAAAUAGAACCAACCAAAAUAACUACAGUUCCUAUGAAAUUAUCUGUUAAAACAUUCACUCCAACACCAGUAGGUGGUUUUUGGUUCGGACUAAAACGACUUAAAAGCACAUAAAUUUGUUGAAAUAAAGCAUAUCAUUACUGUUGAAUCGAUGUUUUCUCUAUUUUAUAAUAAAAUAAGUUUUAGAAGUAUUGCAACUAAUUUAAUUUAUACAGAUAUUUACAUCAAUAGCUUAACAAUAAAUGUAUGUAUCAAAUAUAAAUGUCAAAUUGUUAGGUUAGUUUUUAAUGUUAUAAGUUUUAUUUAAUUGACAAUAAAUUAGAUAUUAACAAACAAA
This is a messenger RNA of Dendroctonus ponderosae (mountain pine beetle), 1911 nucleotides long. Its product is annotated as cytochrome P450 9e2. The coding region runs from base 99 to 1688 and encodes 529 amino acids. The record is from RefSeq and is a predicted model, not a curated record. NCBI's taxonomy places the organism in Eukaryota, Metazoa, Arthropoda, Insecta, Coleoptera, Curculionidae. Gene Ontology annotation, molecular function: iron ion binding; monooxygenase activity; oxidoreductase activity, acting on paired donors, with incorporation or reduction of molecular oxygen. The transcript is spliced from 8 exons.